AGUACACUUACGAAUAUGCAUGUAUGUAUAUUUCGGUAUGAAGGUGCAGUAAAAAAAGAUGGAAGAGGACCAUGCAUAUGGGAUACCUACACCCACAAACAUCCAGAAAAAAUCGCCGAUGGUAGUAACGGAGACGUUGCUAUUGAUCAAUAUCACCGCUAUAAGGAAGAUGUGGGGAUUAUGAAGGAUAUGGAGUUGGAUGCUUACCGAUUCUCUAUUUCAUGGUCCAGAUUAUUACCAAAUGGAACGUUAAGUGGUGGCGUUAACAUAAAAGGAAUUGAUUAUUACAACAAUCUCAUCGAUGAACUCCUACGCAAUGGAUUAAAGCCAUUUGUGACACUCUUUCAUGGGGAUGUUCCCCAAGCUUUAGAAGAUGAAUAUGGUGGUUUCUUAAGCCCUCGUAUUGUCGAUCAUUUUAAAGACUAUGUUAUAAGGAAUUUGGUGAUCGAGUCAAGCACUUGUUCACGGAAAAUGAGCCAUAUACUUUUAGUUACAUGGUAUUCUAAAAGUAACUGGAGUAAAAGUAUUGCCAUCAUAAAAUUGUCAAAGUUAAAGAUUAACCAUGAAAAUCUAAAGCAUCAAGUGCAAGCAAAUGGGUGGCAAGCAUGGCUUUGA
This is a messenger RNA of Malus domestica (apple), 615 nucleotides long. NCBI's taxonomy places the organism in Eukaryota, Viridiplantae, Streptophyta, Magnoliopsida, Rosales, Rosaceae. The record is from RefSeq and is a predicted model, not a curated record.